Messenger RNA from Chondrus crispus (carragheen), 651 nucleotides. RefSeq names its product DNA replication complex GINS protein psf3. Gene Ontology annotation, biological process: mitotic DNA replication initiation. Lineage: Eukaryota; Rhodophyta; Florideophyceae; Gigartinales; Gigartinaceae. The record is from RefSeq and is a predicted model, not a curated record. The transcript has a single exon. The coding region runs from base 1 to 651 and encodes 216 amino acids. Gene Ontology annotation, cellular component: GINS complex.
AUGGAAGACUACUUCUCCAUCGACGACAUCCUCUCCUCCGAGCCGCGCAUUUACGCGACCUUCCACGUGCAGGCGCACCAGCUAGCGCAUCUGGACCCCGCAGGGGCAGCUGCGGUGUGGUCGUCGAACAAGCAGUCGUCCGCGGAGGACCGGCUGGACCUGCCGUCCGGGCACCGUCUCGCGCUUCCCUUUUGGCUGGCGGACUCGCUCGCGCAGCGCGGCGUGGCGGCGCUCGAGCUGCCGCGCUGCUUCGCCACGGGUGCGCGCCACGCGCUGCGCGCCGACGCGCGCGCCGUGCGCCUGCAGACGCGCUGCCCAGCCUUCUACGCCCUCGGCCUCAGGAUCGCGAAGCUCGUUAGGGACUCGAGGCUAAGCGAGGCACUCGUCAGAGCGUUUGCGGACCGCUGUUGGGGCAUCGUUGAUUCGGCCGUGUUUGCGGGCGCUAGGGGCGUCGCAGCGCUGGAGGGGCUCGAGGAGAAGGAGCGGAAGCUGUUCUUUGCGGCGCAUGGACUGGAUAUCGCGCUACGGAGGUGGAAGGAGAGGAGAAUUGAUCGCAUCGGUAUGGCGCAUGGGGUCUUGGGGAAGAGGUGUCGGGAAGAGGGGCCCGGAAGCCCGGUUACUCCGUCGACGUCUAAGCAACGGCUUCAAUAA